GUGAUGAAGAAAAACAAGCGGGAGCGGGACGAUGACAGCAUGCGCCACGGUGACCAAUAUGACACCCAGCUGCUGUGGUUCCUGAUGAGACACAUGAGGAACAGGAGACCACCGAGGACUCGCCGCGAAGGAGCAGACGAGGACACUGAUGAGUCCUGGAGCUCUCCAGACUCCUCCGAUGAGGAGGAAGGAGGUCCCGACCACGUCCAGUGCAUGUCGUCUUGAGCUCCACACACAGACAUACUCGUGCACACAUACAUAUAGAAACAUAACACACCUCAUCGCCCUUGAAGUGAUGCACAUGAGCAAUCGUUGAGACACUGAUGAGCCACUGACUCUUCCACAAAAACAGAUCAACAUUUAUGUAAACAAACUGUUGAAGCGGAGCCGUUUGGCUCCUGGUUUCCUAGUGACGAGUGUGCAACUGGAGACUGCAACACUUCCAGAAUUAUUUUUCUUUCUUCUUCUUGACAUGUGCACAGAGGUUUGGCGAGCACUUCUUUUAAAACCAUGUGGAGGCCCCUGCUUGCCCCCCCAUGCAUUCUUGUUCUUUUCAUAGACCUGGAAAGCGCGUAUGGCAGCGAGUACCUCCACGUUUAGGCAAUCUGUAGUGAGCUUUAAAUCACCAGCAGACCGUCUCUUUGUUGUUGGUACCUUUUCAACCAGUGUGGAUGAAGAAGGGUUCAGCAGCGAGGAAGGGUGUAGGCUUGUCUCCUCAAACUGUCCCCCAGUAUGUGACUCCCUUUAAGAUUUGGAAUGUGUGCGGGAAAGCCUAGAGCUCCUCGCUGCUUUGCCCCAGCUACGUUUUUUUUUUUUUUUUGAGCAACUUGAGACAGCAUUUUUUUUUACAGUCGUGAUCCCCGAGAAUCUACAUGCUGCAUCGUCCCACGUUCUUUCCGUCUUUACUGCGCACACUUUGAAUCAGGGAUGCUUUAGUGCGGGACAAAGUGUGCACCGCGUUCAAUGUCGAGGGAAGAGCUGUUGUAUUUAUCACAAAAUUCAGAAGCUUAUCAGAAAAACUUUAACGUUUUGUUUGUUUGUGGAGACCGGAGAUAUUUUGGCCUGGAGUGUUCGACUGAGGAGUGGCGUCCUUUGUUUCCACCUGCCUGUCCUGCUUGUACUUCCUUUCUCCUUUCUGUUUAAAAACCCAUUUUUGACAGAAACUGUUCUGUUCAGCUCUUGGCGAACGUGAAAUUAAGAAGUAGAUGGGAAAUGAUUGAUCAUCAGCUCUGUUUGGGGUCAGACCUGACUUGGAUCAAAUCACAUUUCAAACGCUGCCUUUGAGCCAGGAAAGAUCAGAAUAAUCUGGUGUUUGACGUACUUUGGAUUAUUCACUUAUUUGCCACAAGUUUGUUGGCAAUGAAACAAACGCAUCUAAAAUAUUUUACAUUUUUGAGACGAUCCCUUGAGCCAGGUUGGGGUUUUACAACCGACACCUGAUUCUGUCUGUGCUGAGCGCUGGCUAAAUGAUGGAAGCAGCGAGCAGCAGGGUCAAUAUCUCUUCUUUUUGUGUGUGUGUGUGUGAGAGAGAGCGAUAAAGUCCAGUUUCUCAUAUACAAUGAGAACUGUAGUUAGUUGAAUUUAUAUGUACAUAUAUAAAUAUAUAUUAGAACUGUAAAGAAAAUAGCAGAUGCUGUUUGACUUCAGAAGAAAAGGACGUCAACACAUUUGAUGGGUAUUGAUGCAGAGAUUUAUAUUCUAUACUGUACAUGGACAAAGAACUUUUAGAAUCCAGAGGGGAGGAAAAAGUUGACUUGUCCAUUUCUGUUUGGGUUUUCUUGACAUCUCUGUCAUGUCGGUUCUUACACUGAUUCCAUUUCUUGUUCAAGAUUUAAAAGUUUCCUUUAAAGAUCCCGAUCCGUAAUUUGAAACCAUUACAUCCAGGUGGCUAUUUUUCACAUCUUGCAUACAUAACAAUAAAGGCUUUUGAUCAACUGUUUCCC
Messenger RNA from Nematolebias whitei (Rio pearlfish), 1943 nucleotides. RefSeq names its product DDB1- and CUL4-associated factor 8. Gene Ontology annotation, cellular component: cytoplasm; Cul4-RING E3 ubiquitin ligase complex. Lineage: Eukaryota; Metazoa; Chordata; Actinopteri; Cyprinodontiformes; Rivulidae. The record is from RefSeq and is a predicted model, not a curated record. Gene Ontology annotation, molecular function: protein binding.